Messenger RNA from Scleropages formosus (Asian bonytongue), 2045 nucleotides. Its product is annotated as cyclic nucleotide-gated channel cone photoreceptor subunit alpha-like. Gene Ontology annotation, molecular function: intracellularly cGMP-activated cation channel activity; cGMP binding; intracellularly cAMP-activated cation channel activity. The coding region runs from base 18 to 2045 and encodes 675 amino acids. The record is from RefSeq and is a predicted model, not a curated record. Lineage: Eukaryota; Metazoa; Chordata; Actinopteri; Osteoglossiformes; Osteoglossidae. Gene Ontology annotation, biological process: monoatomic cation transmembrane transport. The transcript is spliced from 7 exons. Gene Ontology annotation, cellular component: intracellular cyclic nucleotide activated cation channel complex; plasma membrane.
ACUUGUCCUGUAAAGAAAUGUCUUAUGAGAUCCACACUGCUGGUUCUGUCGCCUCUUGUGAAACAAGCUUUGAAGGGAACGUCUGUGCAGGAGCUGGACCUAUGGCAAUGUUUUGCAGUGACCUGGCGAGACCUAGCUCAGUCCCUGAACGUAUGUGGGGCCUGAAAUUCACUGAAGUGUCUAGUGGAGAGAACCAUAUUAGGUCUGCCUGGGACAACCAUAGAAGGAACAAUCAUGUGCACCACUGGCCACUGGCUUCAUUUAAUAUGAACAACUGCAACAACACAGAUGACAAAAAUGAGAAGAAGGAGGAGACAAAGCAGGAAAAGAAAGAUGACAAAAAAGGAGACAAGAAUGAGAAGAAAGAUGAUACAAAAGAUGAAAAGGAGAAGAAGGAAGAAAAGAAAGAUGAAAAAAAAGAUGACAAAAAGAAAGAAGAGCCACAAAAAGAAGCUUGGAUUAUGGACCCAACGACAGAUACGUACUACAGCUGGCUCACAGUAAUUGCUGCACCAACAAUGUACAACUUAAUGAUGCUUGUCACCAGGGCCUGCUUUAAUGAACUCCAGGAGGAUUUCAUCACAUUAUGGAUGUUUCUGGAUUACUGCUCAGAUAUUACGUACUACAUGGACACAUUUGUGAAGUCAAGAACAGGUUUCCUGGAACAAGGAUUACUUGUAAAAGAUACGAAAAAAUUAAGAGACAACUACAAAAAAACACAACAUUUUAAAUUUGAUAUAAUUUCAAUGAUUCCAAUAGAUAUAUUAAUGUUAAAAUUUGGGUAUAAUUACCCUGAGUUCAGGUUUAACCGUCUUUUCAAAAUCUCUCGUCUUUUUGAGUUCUUUGAUCGUACAGAAACCAGAACCAACUAUCCCAACAUUUUUCGAAUCAGUAAUCUUGUGCUCUACAUCCUUGUCAUCAUCCACUGGAAUGCUUGUAUCUUCUUUGCUAUCUCCAACCACAUUGGCUUUGGUACUGACAGUUGGGUGUACCCCAAUAUUAGUCAUCCUGACUAUGGCCGUCUCUCCAGGAAGUACAUCUACUGCUUGUACUGGUCCACCCUCACUCUCACCACAAUUGGAGAAACACCUCCUCCAGUUCAGGAUGUUGAAUAUUUGUUUGUUGUUUGCGACUUCCUUAUUGGUGUGUUGAUUUUUGCUACCAUUGUUGGUAAUGUUGGUGCCAUGAUUUCCAACAUGAAUGCCUCUCGUGCUGAGUUCCAGUCCAAGAUUGACUCCAUCAAACAGUACAUGCAAUUCCGUAAAGUCUCUAAAGACCUUGAGGCUAGGGUUAUCAAAUGGUUUGACUACCUUUGGACCAACAAGAAGACCUGUGAUGAAAAGGAAGUGUUGAAGAACUUGCCUGACAAGUUGAGGGCAGAGAUUGCUAUUAAUGUUCAUCUGGACACUCUAAAGAAGGUGCGCAUCUUCCAAGACUGUGAAGCUGGCCUGCUCAUUGAGCUGGUGCUGAAGCUGCAGCCACAGGUUUUCAGUCCAGGUGAUUAUAUCUGCAAAAAGGGAGAUAUUGGUAGAGAGAUGUACAUCAUCAAAGAAGGAAAGCUGGCUGUUGUGGCUGAUGAUGGUGUCACUCAAUUUGUAGUACUCAGUGAUGGAGCUUACUUUGGUGAAAUCAGCAUCUUGGGAAUCAAGGGAAGUAAGGCUGGAAAUAGAAGGACGGCGAAUAUUAGAAGUGUGGGAUACUCUGAUCUUUUUGCCCUUUCCAAGGAUGACCUUAUGGAAGCACUCACUGAAUACCCAGAAGCUAAGAAAGUACUGGAAGAGAAAGGGAAGGCCAUUCUUAGGAAGGACAAUCUCAUUGAUGAAGCUGUAGCCAACGCAGGAGCUGAUCCUAAAGAUUUUGAGGAGAAGAUAAAUCAGUUAGAGAGUAAUCUGGAUGUCAUGCAAACUAAAUUUGCCAAACUCGUGGCAGAGUACACAGCAAGCCAAUCAAAGAUUAAGCAAAGAAUUACUAACAUGGAAUUCAGAGUGAAGACCCUUCGGGUUGAUGACCUUUCUGAGGUCGUUGAAGACAAAAAGAACAUGUAG